Messenger RNA from Gymnodraco acuticeps, 2110 nucleotides. It is a transcript of the gene tent5bb, whose product is annotated as terminal nucleotidyltransferase 5Bb. Gene Ontology annotation, biological process: mRNA stabilization. The record is from RefSeq and is a predicted model, not a curated record. The coding region runs from base 287 to 1477 and encodes 396 amino acids. Gene Ontology annotation, molecular function: poly(A) RNA polymerase activity; RNA binding. The transcript has 2 exons. Lineage: Eukaryota; Metazoa; Chordata; Actinopteri; Perciformes; Bathydraconidae.
UGGGUAAAAAGCCGGUGUGUGUUCACAGAGAGAGUCAGUGCAGUUGGUGCAGACACACACACACAGACACACACUUGCAAACUCAACGGAACUCACUGGAAGUUUGGAGAUGUCCGAGAAUCCACAAAACUCUCACAUCACUUUUGGAGAUCUUUGAAAACACAAGAGGAGUUUUUAUUUCCCAGCUUUACGCGCAGUUUAUCCUCACAUCACCGGAUCAUCAGUAGGGGGGAUUGUCUUUUAUUCUCGUUUAUACACUCUGUGGAGCUCCCGUUAUUCCUGUACCAUGUCCUCCGGUGAUUCCUCCGGUGAUGCCCCGGAGCUGAAUCCGAGGGUCAGCGUGCUGUCCUGGGAUCAGGUGCGGCGGUUGGAUUCCAUCCUGGGGGAGAGCAUCCCGAUCCACGGCCGCGGGAACUUCCCCACUCUGUCCGUGCAGCCCCGGCACAUCGUCCAGGUGGUCAGGGCUCGAUUGGAGGAGCGAGGCGUUGGGGUUCGUGACGUUAAGCUGAACGGCUCAGCAGCCAGCCACGUGCUGCACGAGGACAACGGCCUCGGCUACAAAGACCUGGACCUGAUCUUUGGCCUGAAGCUGACUGAUGACAAAACCUUCCGGGUGGUGAAGGACGUGGUGCUUGACUGCCUGGUGGAUUUCUUGCCAGAAGGCGUGUGCAGGGAGCGAAUCACAGCCCUCGCCCUGAAGGAAGCUUACGUGCAGAAACUGGUGAAAGUUUGCAACGACACGGACCGCUGGAGCCUCAUCUCGCUGUCCAACAACUCCGGCAAGAACGUGGAGCUGAAGUUCGUGGACUCCCUGAGAAGGCAGUUUGAAUUCAGCGUCGACUCCUUCCAGAUCACGUUGGACUCGCUGCUGCUCUUUGACCGCUGCUCGGAGACGGCCAUGUCCGAGACCUUCCACCCGACGGUGCAGGGCGAGAGCAUGUACGGAGACUUUGAUGAGGCUCUGGGUCACCUUUACUCCAGGACUAUUGCCACCCGCAGCCCAGAAGAGAUCCGAGGCGGCGGGCUGCUGAAGUACUGCCACCUGCUGACGCGUGGCUUCAGACCGGACUCCGAGACUCAGAUGAAACAGAUGCAGCGCUACAUGUGCUCACGCUUCUUCAUCGACUUCCCAGACAUAUGCGUGCAGCAGCGCAAACUGGAGGGCUAUCUGCAGAACCACUUCGUUGGCAUGGAGCACAAGCGCUACGAGUGCCUGGUGACGCUGCGGCGCGUGGUGGACGAGAGCACCGUGUGUCUGAUGGGCCACGAGCGCCGACAGACGCUGGCACUCAUUUCCGCGCUGGCUUUGCGUGUAAUGGCCGAACAGAUAGCAAUCCCCGCUCUGUCCAACAUCACCUGCUACUACCAGCCUGCCCCCUAUGUCAGAGACGUCAACUUCAGCAAUUAUUACGUGGCACAGGUCCAGUCACCCAUGCUUACGUGCAACUCUUAUCGAACAUGGCUUCCUUGCAGUUGAGCAAUGACUUUUAGGGUGUGAUUUAAGCAAGCUUCCCAUUUUAACUUUACGUUGAUGUACGCUGAGCAUUCACACGAGAGCUCUGUGGCUCAUUAGCAAUGUGGCUAUUUUUGGUUGCGGGCCCAUCAUGGACAAAAAGGAAUUCAUUUACUUUUUGUUUGCCAAAUAUUAUAUCAAAAUCAUUCCACUAAGUUAUGUUGAUUCACAAUGCUGUUAAACAUUUGGAAUCCAAUUCGAGCCAUUACCAUUUUUAUUCUGUUAUCUUUUUAUAACCAAGGUGGAAAAAAAGGGCUGUUCUGUGACGGAGGAACUUUGCCAGUUCUGAUUGUUGUCUGAUAGAGACUUGCAUUGGGUCUUUUAAUGAAAUGUAUAUAAUUUGUACGAAACCAGAAAGCUUUUUGUUCUGUCUGUGGUUUCAGCUGACCUGAUUGAAAGGGAAAGGACCAAAGAAAUACUUUUCUUGUGUAGCAUGACAAACAUGGAUCCAAGUGCCUGAAACUGACCAACUGUCUUUAUUGUAUUUGCUCUGUAAGAACUGUUUUUGAAACUUUUUUCAUGCAGGAUAUUUUACAUUUCUAUAUCCAAGGUCAGGGUAUUUGUUUUUAAAUCAUUAAAAAAAAUCUAAAAUGGAAA